Molecule: messenger RNA, 2529 nt
Organism: Nilaparvata lugens (brown planthopper)
Lineage: Eukaryota; Metazoa; Arthropoda; Insecta; Hemiptera; Delphacidae
Product: endochitinase-like
Exons: 9
Coding region: 151-1332 (393 amino acids)
Biological process (GO): carbohydrate metabolic process; chitin catabolic process
Cellular component (GO): extracellular region
Molecular function (GO): chitin binding; chitinase activity
Source: RefSeq, a predicted model, not a curated record
ACUUAUAAGGCUCAACGCUCAGCCAACUCAUAUACGUGUUAUUGCAUUUCUGCUUUAAAGCGCUGUGUUUUAAUAUUUUUCACAUCAUAGUUUAUCUUCAUCUGUGUUGAUCCUUCGUGAAAAGUUAUAGGAGUGAUCUUCCAGCUGAGGAUGAGAAUUCAUGGAUAUGUUGGCCUAGUAAUAGGCGUGGCUCUGGCAUUCAGCAACUCUGUUGACGCUAAGAAAGUAGUAUGUUACUAUAGUUCUUGGGCUGCCUUUAGAGAUGCGCCUGUAACCUACAAAGUUGAGAAUAUUCCCGCCUCUAUGUGUACUCAUAUAAUCUAUGCAUUCCUCGGAGUCAACGAAAAUACAUGGCAGGUCAAAAUUUUGGAUGAAUAUCUGGACGUAACGCUGAACAGUUUGAGGAGGUUCACGGGUCUGAAGCAGAACAAUCCUGGCCUGAAAACAUUGAUAGCGGUCGGUGGUGGCGCAGAGGGGGCUCAGAAAUACUCCAACCUCGUUUCCAGUAAGGAUCGCCGUGAUAUCUUUGUCAGGAGCCUUGUUGACUUCAUAAAACAGUACAACUUUGAUGGCGUGGACAUGGACUGGGAAUACCCGGGAGCCACUGGCAACCCUCAGGAUCGUGACAAUUUUGUGGCACUCAUGCGUGAGAUACGCACCGCUUUCAACCAACAAAAUGGCGGCGCUUGGGAAAUCACAAUGGCCGUCUCCAUUAAUCCACAACACGUCCAGGCUGGAUACAAUGUCCCUGAGCUUUGCAGAAUAACGAAUGCAGUUCAUGUGAUGACGUAUGAUAUGAGAGGCAACUGGGCCGGAUUUGCUGAUGUGCACAGUCCCUUGUACGGUCGACCUCAGGAUCCACCCAACUAUGCCAAAUUCAAUGUGCAAGACGGCACCCAGCUGUGGCUUUCUAUGGGAUGUCCGGCCGAUAAGUUGGUGGUGGGGGUGCCUUGCUACGGCCAAUCGUUCACCCUGACACCUGGUAACACCAACUAUCAGCCCUAUACCCCUGCCAUCAUGAACCGAGGCGGAAAUCCGGGACCUUACUCAAAGACGCCUGGCAAUCUGUUCUAUUACGAGAUCUGCACAAAUGUUCAGAAGAAUGGCUGGACUCAGUCAUGGGCUGAUGGAGCAUUCUGCCCCUAUGCUUAUCAAGGUGACCAAUGGGUGGGCUUCGACAACGAGCGGAGUAUUCAGAUAAAGAUGGACUUCAUAAAGCAGAAGGGACUCGCGGGAGCCAUGAUGUGGUCCAUAGAUCAGGACGACUUCACUGGAAUGUGUGGACCUAAGAACCCCAUCAUCAGCACUGUGCACCGCCAUAUGAGAGGAUAGUAACAUAUAAUAUAAAGGCACAGACACACGAGGCGUUUAUUCAGAGGUGUCACAUGAGAGGUGUAAUGGAAAAUCAAAUAAAUACAAUAUAAAAACUUCUAGUAUCAUUUUAUUGAAAACUUUAAAAUAUUUUAUUAAAUAUUCAAAAUAUUCUUUAAAUAUCUAAAAUAUUUCAAAGUUUUUAAUAAAAGUUUUUAUAUUGUUUUUAUUUGAAUCAAGUAACCCAUAUAAGUGAAGUGAUUUUAUGAAAUGGAAAAUCGAAUAUUUGAUGAAAGUUUAUUUAUUUAUUGAUUUAUUAGAUAGAGCGAACAAUAUAAUAGUCGGAAAAGAAAAAACAGGCUAUUGCCCAAAACUUCUCCAAUUUCCUGAUUUUGUCACAAAUCGUCCAAAUAUUAUGUAGGUUAUGUUCACUUCAAUUUCAACACCAAAUCCUCAAUUUGAAACUAUGAAUCAGAAUAAAACAAAGAAUUUUAAAUUUAGAUAGAUUGAUAAUGAAACUUCCUUUAUUUAUUUCUUUUUUUACUUCUUUUAUUGAUAAUAAAAGUUGCUCAAGUAUCUGAUAAAUCAUAGAGAAAAGAUAGCACAUAAGAGAAUAUCCCAUGAUAUAGGGAAUUUAUGUUCACAGAUAUCACUGUUAACUCAAGCCGAUACCGUCAAACCAGCUAACUUGGGACAGUUUUCAACUUUGACUUGAAAUUCAGUUGGUUCCAUUAUUAUUUUAAUAGUUUAUUUUUCUUGUGCUCAAAACUUAGGUCUUUAAUAAUACUUCAAAUAUAUACAUUCAAUUUUAUUAUUAUUCCAACCUGUUCUGGAAAAAAAUUAAAAAAUAUGGUGUUCCAAGUUACCGGCAGAGGUUGGGUAACUUGAUACACUAUCAUUAUGAUUUGUCUGUAAUGAGACAAUUGAGUGGUUGAAGGCUAACUUAUGACAUUAGAUUUCGAAUAAUAUGUUUCAUAUUCAUAAUUAAAAUACUUUAACUGUAAAAUAAUUUAAUAAUAGAUAAAAUAAUUGUGUUUAAUAAUUGAGUGUUCACAAUAGAAGUUAUUAAAGGCUCGAUUUCUAGGUUAGAGAUAGUAGAUUGUUAUGACUGUUAAAAAAGUAUCUUAGCUGUUAAUUAGAUGUUCAAAACGUUAUUAAAUAUUUUCAAUGAUGUGUUCCCAACAAAUCUACAAUGCCAGAACUCGGAAUGAAUUGCAC